Mugil cephalus (flathead mullet) is the source of this 1930-nucleotide messenger RNA. RefSeq names its product golgin subfamily A member 6-like protein 6. NCBI's taxonomy places the organism in Eukaryota, Metazoa, Chordata, Actinopteri, Mugiliformes, Mugilidae. The transcript has a single exon. The record is from RefSeq and is a predicted model, not a curated record. Gene Ontology annotation, molecular function: GTP binding. Bases 3 to 1616 code for a protein of 537 amino acids.
GGAUGGCACUAAACACUGAGCCCCUCAGGAUGGUGUUGAUUGGGAAGACUGGCAGUGGAAAGAGUGCGACAGGAAACACACUGAUGGGAAAAGAAUGCUUUAAUUCUAAGGUCAGCCAAAGAUCAGUGACCAGAGGUUGCCAAAAAGUUACAGGAGAGAUUGAUGGGCGUCCAGUCACUGUGGUCGACACACCUGGCUUAUUCGACACGACUCUGUCCAACGAUGCAGUGAAACAAGAACUUGUGAAAUGCAUCACCAUGUUGUCUCCCGGACCUCAUGUGUUCUUACUGGUGGUCCAGAUCGGCCGCUUUACGCAAGAAGAAAAAGACACUGUGGCACUGCUCAAGAAGUUUUUUGGCAAGAGGUCAGAAGACUUCAGCAUUGUUAUAUUCACGAGAGGAGAUGAUCUUAAAAAACAAACGAUUGAUAGAUACAUUGAGGAAGACAGCGAAGACGUUCUCAAACAGCUGAUCACUGAAUGUGGAGGAAGAUACCACGUCUUCAACAACAACGAGCAGAACGAUCGCUCUCAAGUCAGCGAGCUAUUGAACAAGGUUGAGCUGAUGAUGAGGAAAAAUGGUGGCAGCUACUACACCUCCGAGAUGUUCCAGGAGGCGGAGGCUGCUAUUCAAAAGGAAAUGAAGAAGAUUAUGAAGGAGAAAUCAGGAAAGAUAGAGAGAGAACAGAAGGACUUGAAAUUAAAACAUGAGGAAAAAGUCAAGAAGAAAAAAUCAUCAGAGCUAAUAGCCAGAUAUGAAAAAGAAAUAGCACUGAGAGCCCAGAAAGUCAAAGAGAAGAAGGAACACAUCAGUAAGGAGGAGGAGAAGAUGAAGAGAGAACGAAUUAAGAGGGAAGAGGAAGAAAGAAAGGAGAAAAAGCAGGAGGAAAUCCAGCAACGUGAGUGGAAACAAAAAGAUGAAGCUCUGCAGACAAAGAUUAGAUAUGUAAUAGAUCGCAGCGCAAUAGCUGACAGGAUGUUACGCAGCAGAGAAGACAUGAAAAAAGAACGAGAGGCAUGGGAGCAGGAAAGGAAGGAAUGGUGGGAAAAACGACAUCGUGAGGACGAACAGAAAUACGAGGAGGAGCAAAGACGACUUAAAAAGCUCAGAGAAGAAUACGAGCAGGAAAUUGAACGAUAUGAAAUGCAAAGAAAAAAAGAUCAACUGAGGAAAGAACAAGAGGAAAGAGAACGGAAAGAAGUCCAAGAAAACUACAAGAAGCAACUGGAGGAAAUACUGAGGAGAAAUCAAGAGGAGGCCAGGAAGCAAGCGGAGGAAUGCAAUGACUUCAGACACAGGUAUGGCACUGAUGUCUCAGCUGAGAUGGAAAAGUAUGGAAAGGAAAUGGAGGAGAUGAAGCUGAAGCAACAAAAACAAAAUGACUACAUGAUCAGCCAGCUGAGGAGAAACAAGGCGUAUCAGAAAGACUUUGACAAGCUCAAGCAGAAACAAAAACAAGAGAUGGACGCCCUGGAAAAGUUAUUCUUUCUCCACAACAAAGAAGAUCAACAAAGGGAAAUUGAUGAGCUGAUGAAAAUUCAUCAGGAGGAAAUAAAAGACUGGAUACAGGAACACGUAGAGAAAGCCACAGAAGACAGGUCGUGUAUUAUCCUGUAAGACGUUUUUAAAGCAUCGACUGACAUUAUAUUCCCUUAUACUUGUUUAUUUGUGUUUACGUGUGCUGCUGAGAUGACGUUACUACAUUUAACUAAAGUUUGAUGUUGAAAAUAUGAAUAAUGUGACACAUGUAAGAGAAAAUUCUGCAGUGUAAUUAAAGUGAUUAAGAAAGCUGAAGAAGUUAAAACGUGUAAAUGCUCAAACUACAGAAGUUAGAAGUCAGGGUGGGACCUUGCUUGAUAUAAAGGUUCAGCUAAAGUUAUGUGAAACCAAUGACACUUUUAGUUUUGAAUAAAAAAUUUUAGAAAUAUAAA